AUGGAACAAAGUUAUUAUAAUCGUAGACGUGCGUUUAUAGAAUCGCAAAUAGUAUUGAUUGAACAUGAUUUUACGCCUUCGGAAAAAUGGUUAUCUAAAGCUCAAAAUGCCAAUGAUAAAAUUCCAUUAACUAUUAUUGAUUCAGUUUUAACAAAAUUGAAUAUGAAUAAUAGAAAACAAUAUAAACAAACUUUUAAUCGGCAAUCCAUUCGUCAAAUUCUUGAGCAACUUCAAUAUCUCUGGGAUCAAAAACGUAAAGAUGCUUUAGAAGGACGUGUUAGAGUUGAAAGACAAGAAAAUUUUGAUGAUUUAAAAUGGAUUGAAUCAUUUCCUGAGGAAUGGCCGCAGAAUUCAAAUUGUGAACUUGAUGAUGAACAAUUAGAAAGGUAUACCCAAUUACGUUCACGUGUCCACAAAAUACAGGAAGAAUAUAUUUCUAUUAGAGAGAAAUAUAAUCAUUACGAGUCUCUUCAAAGCCUUGUCGCUCCCUUAAAUAAGUCAUCAAUCCAGCAAAAUAUAAUCACAAAGAAUGCUCCGGUAAUUAAUGAAAUUAAAAAAAUGAGGGUUCUUGCUGAUGAGUACUUUGCAGAGGAGAUCAGAAUGUCUCAAUAA
Molecule: messenger RNA, 612 nt
Organism: Funneliformis geosporum
Lineage: Eukaryota; Fungi; Glomeromycota; Glomeromycetes; Glomerales; Glomeraceae
Source: the annotation of a GenBank genome assembly